This is a messenger RNA of Erythranthe guttata (spotted monkey flower), 2037 nucleotides long. RefSeq names its product glyoxylate/hydroxypyruvate/pyruvate reductase 2KGR. The record is from RefSeq and is a predicted model, not a curated record. Gene Ontology annotation, cellular component: cytosol. Gene Ontology annotation, molecular function: hydroxypyruvate reductase [NAD(P)H] activity; NAD binding; glyoxylate reductase (NADPH) activity. Lineage: Eukaryota; Viridiplantae; Streptophyta; Magnoliopsida; Lamiales; Phrymaceae.
CAAAAAAUUCGAAGAAUUAAUUACUCCUAGUUUUUGCAUAAAAAAAGACCGCGAAAUCCAUUAAUGGAAACUCCGAUCGGCGUUCUCUUAAUCCGGCCGCUGUCGGCCUACCUCCAGCAGGAGCUCUCCAAACGAUACACUCUCUUCAAAUACUGGCAAGUGCCGCCGGAUCUCCGCCGCGAGUUCCUCGGAAAACACUCCAAUUCCAUCAAGGCGGUGGUGGGCAACGGCGUGCAAGGCGCCGAUACUGAGCUCAUCGACGCGCUGCCCUUCCUGGAGAUUGUCGCGAGCCACAGCUCCGGGCUCGAUAAAAUCGAUUUGGAACUGUGUAGAGAGAGGGGCAUAAGAGUAACUUACACUCCCGACGCUUUGACUGAUGAGGUGGCGGAUAUGGCGGUUCUGCUGACCUUGGCGACGCUGCGGCGGAUCUGUGCGGCCGAUCGGUUUGUCAGACGCGGCGAAUGGAAGAAAUCCGACUUCAAUUUGACCACAAAGUUCAGUGGGAAAUCAGUGGGCAUCAUUGGAUUGGGGAGAAUUGGAUCUGCCAUUGCUAGGAGAGCCGAAGCUUUCGGCUGUUCAAUCGGCUACCACUCUCGUUCGCAGAAACCGAAUUCGAGAUACAAAUUUUAUCCCUCUGUUCUUAACCUAGCCUCGGACUCACAAAUCCUCAUCGUAGCUUGUGCAUUAACCCAAGAAACUCGCCACAUCAUCGACCGCCAUGUCAUCGACGCACUGGGCAGAAACGGAAUCAUAGUCAACAUUGCGAGAGGGUCCCACAUCGAUGAAGCAGAGUUGAUCUCUGCUCUCGUCGAGGGCCGUUUGGCAGGAGCUGGGCUAGAUGUUCUUGAAAACGAGCCUCAAGUACCUAAUGCACUCAUUGGGCUUGAUAAUAUAGUUCUAUCUCCUCAUGUGGGAGCUAGCACAGUUGAAACUCGAAAGGCAAUGGCAGAUCUCGUUGUCCAAAACCUUGAAGCGCAUUUUUCAGACAAACCGCUGCUAACUCCGGUUAUUUGAUCGUGCUGGGGGUUGCUCAGGUACUAUUUCUCAGCUGCAUUUCUUUUAUGUAAUAGAACUUAUACCUUGGAAACUGUUUUCAUUAUUGUUCUGAUUAAUUAAUCCAUGAUGCAAGUAAUUUAUACGUAAUUUAGAAGCCGUUGGUAGUUUUUAGACCUCUACUGUCUGCAAUUAGUUGUGCUAUGUGCUACUUGGUUACAAAAAAAUCCGAUAUUAUUACCACCACAACAGCUGGUUAAUUAUUACCACCAAUAUUAAUGUUGUCUUGUUGAAUGAUCAGAAUGUUCAUAGGAUUUUGAACAACACUCAGGAAUUUUUUUAGAUUGACUUAAUGCGUGGAGCAGUCAUGAUGGAGCAUCUUCUAAAUUAUCAUGAAGUUGAACGAAUUGCUAGAAAAUUUAAUCCGCCUUAAGAGACAGAGUCUCUAGAUUUCUGAACUUAUGGCCGUGAAAUCGAAUCUUAUUGCCAUUAAUGUAGAUUGUUUCAAGAGUCGGGAUGUUGAUUUCAAUGCUGCAUUUGUCUUUCCUGUGAAUAUAAUCAUUAAUAUAGGCGAAGUGCUUUAGAUAUUUGUGAAUCUUCUUAUCUCAACCCUUAACACUCUUCGAACCGCAUAGAUGUAAGCAAAGGGCAGCUCGAGAUUAUCUUCUUGAAAAUAUGUUCGUCGAUGAAAAAUGUUAGAUCUAAGAAAGACAGAAAAAUGUAUCGGAGAAAUUGUGAUUGAUAAUUUUCGCGUUCAAGAAAUUGAAAAAGUGUAAGAACAAAAAGCUUGAUUGAUGAGUACUAUUUGCACAAAUUCGACGUCAUAGUAUUAUUGCUUGAUUAAUGAAUAAUUAGUACAUAAUUUAGAAGCCGUUGGAGGAUACAUAGUAAUAAUUUAGACCUCUGCUGACGAUGCAACUAGUUGUGGUGCCAUGUGCAUGCAUCUUCACAAAAAUAAAAACAUUUCGAAGACUGUUUGCGAUUUACAGUUAAAUUAGUUUAUAUGAGAGACCUCACAGAUUCUGCAUAUGCAUUUUUCUUUGG